AGAGAGGCGGGGUAAACUGGAAAAAGGGAGGUGGGGCCGGGGGGGUGUGUGUGUGUGUGUCGGGGUGGGGGGAGUAGCAAUUUACCUUAAUAAAAGAAAAAACUCUGGUCUAGGGCUAGGGUUUACCCAUCCGACGUCGUCUUUCGCAUUCGACGCCUCUAAACGAGCCCUAGAAGAAGGUGGCCGUUUAAACCCAGUAACACAAAGCUCCGGACAUGGCCUCCGAACCUCCCAAGAAGAAACCGAAAAAGGCAAAGCGCGCCAGAGUGGACUCAGAAGAACUCGAACGAAUCGACUCACUCUCAUGGAACCCCUCCCUCCCUCAGAACGACGACCCUUUCUCUCUCUUUGUUGGCUCGGACGAUAACGAAGGAGGUUUUUUAACGCUUGAGGAGAUUGAUGAAGCUGAGUAUGGUUUGGAAAUUCCUAAACCUGAGAGAACAAACAAGAAGGAAAGACCAAGCAAAACUGCAGAGUCACGAAAAAGGAAGAGAGCAAAAAAGAAGGAAAUACGAAGCGAAACUACGAAGUCACAAGAAAGGAAGCAAAAAGAAGGUGUUGAAGGGUCCAGCGGCGGGGCUAAAGCUGGGAGCGAGGAAAAGGUUGAUGAAGAGACUAAGAAAGAGAAGAAGCCGAAGAAAAGGAAGAAGAAGAAGCAGAAGACUAAGAAAAAGGAGGAGAAGCAAUCCGAGGGAAGUGAGAAGCCUGCUACUGCUGCUGCUGCUGGCACCAGUGACUUCAAAAAAGAUAUCAUAGGAGAUUCAGUUGAUGAAGCUGACUAUUAUGCAUGGAAUGAACUGAGGCUCCAUCCCCUACUUAUGGAAUCAAUAUUCAGGCUUAGGUUCAAAACACCAACACCAAUACAAAAAGCUUGCAUUCCUCCUGCUGCUCAUCAAGGGAAGGAUGUCAUCGGUGCUGCUGAGACAGGAUCUGGGAAAACUCUUGCUUUUGGUUUGCCCAUUUUGCAACGUCUCCUUGAAGAACAAGAAAAAGCUAAUAAUCUGGUGGCAGAGAAGGGAGAAGCAGUUGAAAAAAUUGCUCCAAGAAGUUUCCUAAGGGCUCUCAUCAUAACUCCCACGAGAGAGCUUGCACUUCAGGUUACUAAUCAUCUUAAGGAGGUUGCAAAAGGUACCAAUACUAGGGUGGUCCCAAUUGUUGGCGGGAUGUCAACAGAAAAGCAGGAAAGGCUUCUGCAAGAAAGACCUGAGAUUGUUGUUGGGACUCCAGGGAGGCUAUGGGAACUUAUGUCAGGUGGAGAAAUUCACCUUAUUGAGUUACAUUCACUGUCUUUCUUUGUGCUGGAUGAGGCUGAUCGAAUGAUAGAGAAUGGUCAUUUUCGGGAGUUGCAGUCCAUAAUUGACAUACUUCCAAUGAUCAGUGCCUCAGACGAAGGGCAUCCUCAGAAUACACAGAACUGUACAACAGUCACAAGCUUCCAGAGAAAGAAAAGACAAACCUUUGUGUUUUCUGCAACUCUAGCCCUAUCGGCUGAUUUCCGUCAAAAGCUCAAGCGAGGAUCACUCAAAUCAAAGCAAUCAAUGAAUGAUGAAUUAAAUUCUAUAGAAACUCUUUCUGAACGAGCUGGAAUGAAAGCCAAUGCUGCUAUUGUCGAUCUGACAAAUGAAACAGUUGUCGCAGAUAAGCUUGAGGAGACAUUUAUUGAAUGCAGGGAAGAAGACAAAGAUGCCUAUCUAUACUACAUAUUAACUGUGCAUGGACACGGCCGCACAAUGGUGUUCUGUACAUCAAUCGCAGCUUUACGCCAUACUUCUUCCCUUUUGCGCAUUCUUGGAAUUAAUGUUUGGACACUUCAUGCUCAGAUGCAGCAGCGAGCUCGCUUGAAGGCAAUGGACCGUUUCCGCGGAAGUGAGCAUGGUAUACUUGUUGCUACUGAUGUUGCAGCAAGAGGGCUUGAUAUUCCGGGUGUUCGAACUGUUGUCCAUUACCAACUUCCACAUUCAGCAGAAGUUUAUGUUCACAGAAGUGGAAGAACUGCUAGAGCCUCCUCUGAUGGGUGUAGCAUUACACUAAUCUCACCCAAUGAUACAUCUAAAUUUGCUGCUUUGUGCAAAUCAUUUUCAAAGGAAACUUUCCGGAGGUUUCCCAUAGAGCUCUCAUAUAUGCCUGAGAUUGCUAAACGAUUAUCUCUUGCACGUCAAUUAGACAAGAGUUUGCGGAGGGACUCCCAGGAGAAGGCAAAUAAAAGUUGGGUCAAACAAAAUGCUGAAUCAAUUGAAUUAGAUAUGGAAGACAAUGAGAGUGAGGAGGAACAAGUGAUCAAUCAUAAGCAAAAGAAAGCCAAUUCCUAUCAUCUGAAGAGGCUGCGAAAGGAGCUAAAUAUGCUGCUUUCACGGCCGUUGCAACCAAAAGCAUUUUCACAACGCUUUUUAGCGGGGGCUGGCGUUUCACCUCUUCUCCAACACCAGUUUGAAGAAUUAGCUUCGCAGAAGCUUGGUGAUUUCACGAAAGUGGGGAAUGGAGAAAGAGGAAAAUUAUUGGUUAUAGGUCAGGAUUUCGUGGAACCACUUCAGGCGCUUAGGAAUGCCAGUCACGAGGUCAUGGAUCUCAAAGAGUCUGCUGGAAAACGAAGGAAUGUGGAAAAUUUGAAGAGAAAGAGGAAAGAGGAGAAAAAACGUUUGCACGACCAACGGAGGAAGCAGAAGAAAAGACAAAAAGCCGGAACUGAGUAGGAUCGAUGAUUCGACGGAGGUAAACCCAAAAGUCACGAGGAAAAUGUGAAAGCUUAUUAGUAUCAUGAAAGUAUAUUAUUGCAGACAAGUCAUAACCUUAAAAGUCCAAUUUUGAAAAUAAUUAGCCUGGCUAUAGUUGUAAAAUUCAAGUUAUAUGUCUGCACCGAUGGGUGUUGUAAGUAUCAAAUUUUGACAUUCAUUGGGCAUUUCACUUUGGGAUUGUCAACUGGGUACGGCUUUGCCAUCUGUUCAAUAAAAUGUGUGAACGGCUUUGCCAUCUAUUUAA
Rhododendron vialii is the source of this 2976-nucleotide messenger RNA. RefSeq names its product DEAD-box ATP-dependent RNA helicase 13. Bases 216 to 2690 code for a protein of 824 amino acids. Lineage: Eukaryota; Viridiplantae; Streptophyta; Magnoliopsida; Ericales; Ericaceae. Gene Ontology annotation, cellular component: nucleolus. The transcript has 15 exons. Gene Ontology annotation, molecular function: nucleic acid binding; ATP binding; RNA helicase activity. The record is from RefSeq and is a predicted model, not a curated record.